UGCUUUUUUUUGUGUGUGUGUUUUUUAAUGAGAAAAGGGCACGUGAGGAAACUGAGGCCACAAGCAAAGACACAAAGGAUAAGAUGUUUUAGAUCUUCUGUCUGGAUUCAGGGUUGUAGUAACUCAGCAAAAAAAAAGCGUUAUCUAAGCCUACAAUAACUGUUUAUAGGACAUAUACAGAGAGACUGGAUAAGCUCUAUCUACCAGCAUCUGAGAGCUUCGAAACCAAAUAUAACCUGCAGAUUACAAAAACCAUGAGAGUAUUCAAAACUUGUAUACUCUAUGAAUGCCAUUGGGCGAGAAAGGUUGACCCUUUUUGGAGGCAAUGAAGAAGAACAACACAAAUGAUUGAAUGGGUAAGCGGAAGAUGAGAGAUCAUGAGAAAGGUGACACAAUCCACGGAAGCUCUUUGCAUACAGCAUGUUCGUUUUCCCCACUUCUUCUGUGUAAGAAGCUCAAGUCCCCACAACUGCUUGUCCUCGCUGCCGGACAAAACUUCCAUCGCCAAUAAUGUCUCUGGGGACCUUUGUCUUUGUCAGAAGCCAUCUCUCUCUCUCUCUCUCUCUCUCUCUCUCUCUCUCUCUCCUAUGCUCUGCUUCAGCUUCACCAACUCCUCAGACAGAUACAUCUGGUGUCAUUUAUUUAGUUUUACCUCUUUGUUUUAGCAGCCUUCACCUUCUCUUUCACACCUCAUUUUUCACUUUCCGUUUUCUUCCAAGGCCUGCAUCUUUGGUUACCACACCACAAAAUCAAAACAACCCUACUUCUGUAUUUCAUUGCAUUUAAGACCAUUGUUCUAUAUAAGGGUAACACAACCAAGUUCAGAAUUCUCAGAACCAGAAGAGAGUGCAUGCUGGGUUUCCUGUUCUGCUUCUUUGGUGCUUUGCAUUUAUCACCACCCUUGAAUUUCUAGCCUCCCCAACAAUGUAUUCUCGUAAGCCCUAGAGAGAGAGAAAGAGAGAGAGAUGGAUGCACAUUAGGUAUGAAACAAGAUUUUUCACCUUGCAAUGGAGAGCCUUCAAGGACACAUCGAUCCCUGUCCCUUGGUUGGAAACCUAGAAGUUGAAGGAUUUGCAGAGGAAGAGGACAAAGUUCGGCAGCUCGCUACACCAAGCUUGCAAGAUACAGUUCCAUUUCUACAGAUGCUACAAAAUGGAGAUCCCUCGCCAUUUUUGUCCUUCAGAGAACCAAAUUUUCUAGCAGUAUUGUCUCUCCAGACCCUCAAGAAGCCAUGGGAACUUGAAAGCUCCUUCACGCAUGAGGUUCCUGACUUUCAUUCAUCGAUCCGGUCCGAGACCAACAGCUUCUAUCAGAACCCAACUCCAAUCUCUUGCAUGGAAGAAUUCAAUCCAGCUGUCUCAAGCCAAGAACUUCCCUUUAACGCACUAGAGAACCUGCUUAGCUCAGCAAACACAGUCACUUCUUCCCCGCCACCACGCACUGGUAAUUGGAGAACAAAACGCAAAACCAGCCACUUGCCUCCAUCAAUGACUCGAGAACCGAGAAAGCGAAGGAGAGCUAAACCAACAAAGAACAUGGAAGAUACAGAGAACCAGAGAAUGACCCACAUUGCCGUUGAACGAAACCGGCGGCGUCAAAUGAACGACUACCUCAACUCCCUCCGCUUCCUCAUGCCGCCUUCCUACAUCCAAAGGGGAGACCAAGCGUCCAUAGUAGGAGGAGCAAUAGACUUCGUGAAGGUUCUCGAGCAACUCUUGCAAUCCCUUGAAUUGCAAAAGAGAGUGCAAAAGAGUGGCGAGGAAGAAGAAAGCAGGGAUGCGAAUUCGGGGAAUAAACAUCUGACGGGCAUUUCACCGAACGAGUUGUGGACGACUAACGAAGAUGAAAUUUCGACCCCCAAAAUCGAGGCGGCAGUGAUAGAGAACCACAUCAAACUCAGAGUUGAAUGCCCGAAGAAACGAGGGCAGCUUCUGAAAGCAAUCGCUUCGCUGGAGGACCUUCGACUCUCUGUUCUUCAUCUCAACGUGGCUUCUUCGCACGCAUCUGUGUUCUAUUCCUUUAACCUAAAGAUGGAAGACAACUGCAUCCUGGGUUCGGCCGACGAGAUAGAGACGGCGGUGCAUCAGAUUUUCGACCAAACCGACGGCCGACAAUUAGAGUGACACAUAAACCCAUGAAAUUAACAGCUGACAGAAUGGAAACUGGGGUUUCUAGAAGUAAAAAAAAAAAAAGGACAGAAUCGCUGUAGUUUUCCUACGUUUUCCGACUGAUCAUAUCUGUUUUUUUGUCACGGUUUCUGGGCCCCACUUGAUUAUCCAUGCUUUGUUCUUCGCUUGUCUUGUGUUUUCUGCCAGAAUUUUCGGGUUUGACUUUUGUUAGCAUACCUUGAUUACAAUUCUCAUAUAAUUUAUGAUUACA
Messenger RNA from Tarenaya hassleriana, 2379 nucleotides. RefSeq names its product transcription factor bHLH67-like. The transcript has 4 exons. The record is from RefSeq and is a predicted model, not a curated record. The coding region runs from base 1008 to 2123 and encodes 371 amino acids. Lineage: Eukaryota; Viridiplantae; Streptophyta; Magnoliopsida; Brassicales; Cleomaceae. Gene Ontology annotation, biological process: regulation of transcription by RNA polymerase II. Gene Ontology annotation, molecular function: RNA polymerase II cis-regulatory region sequence-specific DNA binding; protein dimerization activity; DNA-binding transcription factor activity, RNA polymerase II-specific.